GGGUGGAGAAGCCCCAGGGCACUGCCGCCACUUUCCCGGGAGCCCGUCAGGCCCUAUUGGACAGGGCAGGGUGGGGGCCGGUCGGGUAUACAUUCAGACGCCCAGCACUUUGCUAUCACACGGCCGGCUCCAGAGAGGCAGAAAGUUUAAGGCAACCCCUGCCGUUGGGGUUGGGCAAAGCCAGGAUUGCACCGCCCCCAGCUGGGAUAUGGAGCUGCUGUCGCCGCCGCUACGCGACGUGGACUUGACCGGCCCCGACGGCUCUCUCUGCAACUUUGCCUCAGCGGACGACUUCUACGAUGACCCAUGUUUCGACUCUCCGGACCUGCGUUUCUUCGAGGACCUGGACCCGCGCCUCGUACACGUGGGCGCACUCCUGAAGCCGGAGGAACACUCGCACUUCCCUGCGGCUGUGCACCCGGUCCCAGGGGCGCGCGAGGACGAGCAUGUGCGCGCGCCGAGCGGACACCACCAGGCGGGCCGAUGUCUACUGUGGGCUUGCAAGGCGUGCAAGCGCAAGACCACUAACGCCGACCGCCGCAAGGCCGCCACCAUGCGCGAGCGGCGCCGCCUGAGCAAAGUCAACGAGGCCUUUGAGACGCUCAAGCGCUGCACGUCUAGCAAUCCUAACCAGCGGCUGCCCAAGGUGGAGAUCCUGCGAAACGCCAUCCGCUAUAUCGAGGGCCUGCAGGCGCUGCUACGCGACCAGGACGCCGCGCCCCCUGGCGCCACUGCCGCCUUCUACUCGCCUGGCCCACUGCCCUCCGGCCGCGGCGGCGAGCACUACAGUGGCGACUCGGACGCGUCCAGCCCGCGCUCCAACUGCUCCGACGGCAUGAUGGACUACAGCGGCCCCCCGAGCGGUGCCCGGCGGCGGAACUGCUACGAUGGCACCUACUUCAGCGAGGCGCCCAGUGAGCCCAGGCCCGGGAAGAGUGCUGCAGUGUCGAGCCUCGACUGCCUGUCCAGCAUCGUGGAGCGCAUCUCCACCGAGAGCCCCGCCGCGCCCGCGCUUCUGCUGGCGGACGCGCCGCCGGAAUCGUCUCCGGGCUCGCACGAGGCGGCCGCUCCAAAUGAGGGCGAUCGUGGCGCCCCAACCCCUACCCCCGAUGCUGCCCCACAGUGCCCCGUGGGCGCGAACCCCAACCCGAUCUACCAGGUGCUUUGAGGGUGUGGGCGGCCGUGUCGGAGGACGCCGCUGUCCACCUGCCCGAGGGAUGGUGCCCCUAGGGUUCCCUCGCGCCCAAAAGAUUGAACUUAAGUGCCAACCACUACCCCCAAUCGCGCUUUAAAAGCGACCCCUCACAAGGGAGGAGAGGCGGGAGAACUGGUGCGUUUCCGCCUUCCGCACCCCAGAGCAAGGACACAGUCCUUUUCCCCAUGCAGCACCCUUCCCUGAGACCCGCUGCGACGACUGUUAAGUGUUCCUCCAUGGGACAGAGCUGAUCCUGGAGGGGCCAGGCCCUUCCUCUUCCUCACCCCUUUCCCCCAAGGGAGGUGGUACCCCCGCAGACCUAAGCCCCGUACCGGGACACCCGGCUCCCUUACGCGGGCGUGGCCUCUCCUUUGCCCGCCCUGGAGAAAUCAGCUCUUUCCCACCGCCAGUGCGCUGCGCUCCCAUCCCAAGUGUCACACGUGUACCGGUAACCACUCCCACCCCCUGUUCAGGACCACUUUUUGUAAUACUUUUUUGUAAUGUAUUCCUGUAAAUAAGAGUU
Molecule: messenger RNA, 1718 nt
Organism: Molossus molossus (Pallas's mastiff bat)
Lineage: Eukaryota; Metazoa; Chordata; Mammalia; Chiroptera; Molossidae
Gene: MYOD1
Product: myogenic differentiation 1
Exons: 3
Coding region: 209-1168 (319 amino acids)
Biological process (GO): positive regulation of myoblast differentiation; regulation of transcription by RNA polymerase II; muscle organ development
Molecular function (GO): protein dimerization activity; DNA-binding transcription factor activity, RNA polymerase II-specific; RNA polymerase II cis-regulatory region sequence-specific DNA binding
Source: RefSeq, a predicted model, not a curated record